AUGCCCACGCCACUGGGGCCCAAUCUUAUGAGGGUUUUAUAGGAUGCAGCACCUGCGGCUUUCGUCCCCAGAUUCAGGCCGAAUGGAUGGGGGUGCAGCAGCAAAAAAAAAAAGUGGAGACAGAAGGGGAAACUCCGACGAGAAAGAAGAUAGGGCGAUACAUACGUUCGUCCAGCCCCUGUUCAUGGUUGUUGGGGUCCUGAAAAGGGAGGGUCGUAUAGGGGGUCAGACUCCAGAAGUCCCAUUUUCGAGACGCAUACGCAUCACCGAUGACGUACAUAACAUCCAUCCCCAGACCUUUCUGCCCUACGAGGACACCUGUGUGCUUGACCUGUUCCUAGCUAUACAGAGGACACCUGUAUACCUGAACAACCUGCACCCUUGAGCACAUCGAUGGUUAUUUAUACAGAGGGUGGAAAUCGCGGUCGAUCGGCAUUACGAAACGUUUGUGAAUGCUACCAGCAGAGGAAACGGAGGUAGAUUGGAUUCGAAAGCGAAAGAUGUUGAAACCGUAGGGGUGUAAAGGUCCGUUUCGAUGACGCAUACCUGCGCAUGGCUCUAUUCGCUAUCCUCUCGUAUUUCUUUUCAUGCUUUCACCGUUUUCUAAGUUUACCUUUCAGAAGCUGACAUGUGCGAACAUACAUAACCGUUCAAAACUUCUAGG
Osmia lignaria (orchard mason bee) is the source of this 664-nucleotide messenger RNA. NCBI's taxonomy places the organism in Eukaryota, Metazoa, Arthropoda, Insecta, Hymenoptera, Megachilidae. The record is from RefSeq and is a predicted model, not a curated record.